AUGCAGGAUCUUGACGAAGCAGAUGGCGACGGCGAGGGUGACCAAGACGGGGAUCAAGACGGGGAUGGCGAUCUAGAUGCUGAAGGCGAGGGUGAAGGGGAAGGGGAUGGAGACGAUGAUGACGAUGCUGGAAGCGCGUCUGGUGGCAGUCAGCCCUCUGAUAACGAGGACGCCUCAGGGGAGCCGAACGCAACUCAGGACGGCACCCAGCAAAACUCCACAAUGCAGACUGAUUCCGCUCGCGGGGUCGCAUCACAUCCGGACAUUGCGCCUGAGUAUCUUGAAGCUGAAACCUACGACAUUGUCCCUACGAUUGCUGCUCCCCACAGUACCUCAAUCAACGCUGUAUGCGCAACGGCUGACAUGCGCUGGGUCUUUACCGGAGGCUCUGAUGGCUACAUCCGCAAAUUCAACUGGGUCGACUCGGUCAACUACAAACUUGCCCUUACUGUUGCUCAGCGGCACCCUUAUGUGGACAGCGUCGUGAAAGCUGGCGUGCUUAUGACCUAUUGGGACAAUUGGGAUGCCCGGCCCCAAACGCCACACAACCUGUCUCCUGUUUACUCCCUUGCUUGCCACAGCCAGGCUCUCUGGCUUCUAUCUGGUACAUCUGCUGGGCCCAUUCGACUACAAACCGUUAGACAUGAUGAGGGUCGAGAGAUCAGCUUGUUACAACAGCAUACAUCUGCAGUCUCUGUCCUUACCCUCUCUUCCGAUGAGAAGAGUCUACUCUCUGGAAGCUGGGACAAAACGGUCGUCGACUGGGACCUUGAGACUGGUCAAGCACGAAACACCUUUGCCGGCAGCGCAGGCCAGAUUUCUGCAAUAGAGACUCGUCCCUUGUCCUCUGUGCCUGUGCCUGUCGAAUCAGGGGAAGUAGUCGUUACCAAUGGCACAUUUUCCUCGAAUGACGGCAACGCCCUACCAAACGGAAUCAGAUCCGAGGGUCAUGGCGCAGACACCGGCGAAAAGCCCGCCGUUGCUACACCAGACUCCCUAUUUGGUGACGGAGAUGACGAUCUAUUUGGGGACGGAGCAGGAGCUGUCAUGGCCAAUGGAGGAGACCUCACUGAUACGUUCGGGGAUGAUGCGAUGAGUCAAGCCUUGGCACAAGCGCCUCAUCCCGAGGACUUGGUCGACCAUGAUACCAGUAUGCUUGAGGCCACAGAGCCCCGAAACGAGGCCCUCCCUGAGCUUCCAGAGCACCCCGGCUCCCCAUCGAUAUCUGGCGCCAUUGUCAAUGGAGUACCUAAUACUGCCCAACAGCCAGUUGCUAACGGCCUGCCUCACGCCGACGACCUGGAGAAGCAAAGUGGCGAGCAGGAUGAUGCUACAGAAGGCGAAACAACGCCGACCUCCGACUCGACGUUCCUUGCCACGUCGAUCGAUGGGAGCAUCCGUGUGUGGGAUCGCAGACAACCCAAACCGGUCGCUCGAAUCUUGCCGCGGAACACGCCCCCUUGGUGCCUUAGCGCAUGUUGGUCGCCCGACGGCAACUUCAUCUACGCCGGCAGGCGCAACAACACGGUGGAGGAGUAUGACCUUCGAAAAGGUCUGAAAAGCCCAGAGCGAGUCUUCCGAUUUCCAAAUGGUAGCGGUGCAGUCACCGCAGUGAAAGCGAUGCCGAAUGGCCGUCAUCUCGUGUGCGCGUCCUAUGAUAUUCUCCGACUAUACGACCUGAAAGAGUCACAAGCUCACCGGUCGGCAGUGCCCUUCCUGAUUGUACCUGGUCACAGAACGGGAGUGGUGUCACAUCUGUACCUCGAUCCUGCAUGUCGAUUCUUAUUGUCGACUGGAGGGAAUCGUGGCUGGGAGGGAGCAUCGACGGAGGUGCUCUUAGGAUAUGAGAUCGGGGUGCCAAAGAAAUGA
Messenger RNA from Capronia coronata CBS 617.96, 1869 nucleotides. Its product is annotated as transcriptional activator SPT8. The record is from RefSeq and is a predicted model, not a curated record. Bases 1 to 1869 code for a protein of 622 amino acids. Gene Ontology annotation, biological process: regulation of transcription by RNA polymerase II; chromatin organization. Gene Ontology annotation, cellular component: SAGA complex. Gene Ontology annotation, molecular function: TBP-class protein binding; transcription coregulator activity. NCBI's taxonomy places the organism in Eukaryota, Fungi, Ascomycota, Eurotiomycetes, Chaetothyriales, Herpotrichiellaceae. The transcript has a single exon.